This is a messenger RNA of Chelonoidis abingdonii (Abingdon island giant tortoise), 426 nucleotides long. The record is from RefSeq and is a predicted model, not a curated record. NCBI's taxonomy places the organism in Eukaryota, Metazoa, Chordata, Testudines, Testudinidae.
UUAGCUCUUUUUGCUGAUUUCUGCUUUCAGGGAGCUGCUCUGAAGUACCUGCCUUCGAUUCUGGAGGAUGUGUUUGGGAUCUUCGACUCCUCUGUGCUGGGGUGCUUGCUGCGGGAUUUCAUUGGGAACCUGCCCCCUCUGCGCCUGCUCAAGCAGAAGCUGCAGUCCCUGACGGACAUAGUCAACAGCAAGAUCUUCCAGUCCUAUGAGUGUCGAGAGAUGCUGCUGCAUACUACAAUCCCCAUCCUCCAGGAGCUGAUUGUGAAGGGAGAGGAGGAGGAGGCUUGCAUUGAGCUGCUCAGCAAUAUCCUGGAGGUGCUGUACGAAGCCCAGAAGAGAGCAGAAGAGCGGCUGACACAUCAGAGUGGAGAAGAGAGACAGCACGGGGAGGACUCUGAGCUGAUAAAGCACAAGAUGGGGUUUUAG